Acanthoscelides obtectus is the source of this 857-nucleotide messenger RNA. The record is from the annotation of a GenBank genome assembly. Lineage: Eukaryota; Metazoa; Arthropoda; Insecta; Coleoptera; Chrysomelidae.
UUUCGACAAAUUUUAACACUUUGCAACCCAAAAUUGAAAAAAGGACGGUUCAGAUCUCAUCUCAUAUGUGCAGUUGGCUUAUUUUUACUGUCAGCGCAUGCGCUGUUGCUUCGUAAUCGUUCGAGCAGCUUGGGCGUUUUGUGGAUGCCCCCUGUUUUGUCUUGCGAAAGAAUAGCCGUCGCCAUGUUGUAGGCAGAUUGUGUCCUUGCUGUGAGCGCGUAAAAUGUGAAAAUAUCAGAUAUAGUUAAGAUUUCGCAAAUAACGUGAGGUACCUAUUUGUAGAUCGAGGUACAAGGAAUACAAUAGUGCUGUUUUUAACGACGGAUGACCGUUUCCCACUGGAAUAAUUUGUGAUUACAUGAUGAAGUAUCAGCGAUGAGUGACGAGACUACGGGGGCAGGGCAGGGGGCUCUGCCCCCGCGUGAAGGCCAGACUGGCCUAAGAACUGCAUCUGACCGACCCCCAACAUCUGGCACCACAGUGCGGUUAACCCAAGUUGUUGGUGGCCAGUAUGUUAUCACCUCGCAACCUCAUGGAAUGCCUUCAUUGACACAGAUCAGUCCAAGUUCCGUGUCAAGCAGUCCGGGCAGCAUGGGUGCCCACGCUGGUCAAACAGGUGUAACCCGAAUAAUCAGUAUCAGUCCUUCGCGCAGUCAGUCAACAUCUCCACUGCGCCCCAGCGUAGCCAAUCAGUCCAUUGUCAAUGUGCUCACUUCAAAGACCAGACCAGGCACAAAUGUGCGACUCCAGCUUUUCUCUUCCUCUGGAGAUGGCCAGAUGGGGCAAACUACUAGUGCCACUUUGUCCCCUAGGUACAAUUAAUUAAUUACCAUUAAAUAUAUGGUUUUAAAAUUUUA